Molecule: messenger RNA, 2712 nt
Organism: Carassius gibelio (silver crucian carp)
Lineage: Eukaryota; Metazoa; Chordata; Actinopteri; Cypriniformes; Cyprinidae
Product: glycoprotein endo-alpha-1,2-mannosidase-like protein
Exons: 4
Coding region: 501-1829 (442 amino acids)
Cellular component (GO): Golgi apparatus
Molecular function (GO): alpha-mannosidase activity
Source: RefSeq, a predicted model, not a curated record
UGGUGACAAACCCACGAGACUCCACCUUCCAGUAACAAGAGAUGAUUUAUCACGAGCACACUGGCGACAGAGGCACAGAAAUCAGCCGAUGCUUUCACAAAGCCAUUGCAUCUGAUGUGAAAGUGUAUUAUACUGCGCAAAGCGAUAAGAAUACAGGUCCACGCGUGGGAGAACACGAGAGGGAAGACUGCGCUCAGUUUGCUGGUGGGAAGCAGCACAAAUGAAGCGAUGGAGACGGAUGAACUGGUGCAUGUCAUAAAUGCGUGAUUGCAUGGACGCUUUUCCGUCGAAUUCAAACGGGUUUGUGCGACGAAUCUAUGCAAUGUGAUAAUUGUUCCUGAUAAGGACCAAGCGACUAGUCCAGAGAGCCAAAUGCAAGUCUCUUAGAGGGUAAACUGGAAUUGGAGAUGGAAGAAACGCAUUUCACAGCCCUCUUUUGGAGGCCUCGAUCACACUAACUUCUGUCUGAACUGCUGUCUUCAGCACCACGGACAGCGACCAUGAACAGAUUACGCCGGAAAGCAUGUGUGGCUCUUCUGUUGUUCACUUUGUUCAUUUUUGGUACUAUGAUGGGCCUACGAACCCUCAAACCCACUGAUGGCUUCUCGGAUCUAGCUCCAGGAAUGGAGCUGAUGCCUUUGAUUGGAGAGCGAAUGGACCAGGGACACGAUCAAGUAGUUGAAUCAGCAGGUCAAAAAGGUGCUGGGGGCGGUGACACCAAGAUUGUGUUUUCCAAUUCUGGUCCUGACCACAGCAUAUUCUAUGACAUUCACAUCUUCUAUUAUUUAUGGUAUGGCUCGCCACAGAUGGACGGUAGUUAUAUACACUGGGACCAUGUACUAGUACCACACUGGGAUCCCAAAAUAGCUGCCAGUCACCCAAAUGGACGACACAAUCCUCCAGAUGACAUUGCGUCCAGUUAUUACCCUGAACUGGGACCCUACAGCUCCAGAGAUCCAGAUGUUAUUGAAUCCCACAUGGCACAAAUCGAAGCGGCAGCUGCAGGUGUGGUGGUCCUGUCCUGGUACCCUCCUGGUGUGGCAGACGAACACGGCAAACCCACUGAGGAUGUAGUGCCAGCGGUAAUGGAUGCUGCCCAUAGACACAGUAUCAAGGUUGCGUUUCACCUGCAGCCCUACAAAGGCCGGACAGAGCUCAGUGUGCACGACAACAUCAGAUACAUCAUUGACAAAUACGGGACACACGGAGCUUUCUACAGGUUCAGGUCCAGCGCUGGGAAGAUCCUUCCGCUCUUUUAUGUGUACGACUCGUAUCUCACCGCUCCGGAGACCUGGGCUGAGCUGCUGACCGUCAGGGGCUCUCACAGUCUCAGAGGAACGCCUUACGAUGGCAUCUUCAUCGCCCUCAUCGUGGAGGAGCGUCACAAGCAGGACAUCCUGGCCGGGGGCUUCGACGGCAUGUACACCUACUUCGCUUCGAAUGGCUUCUCCUUCGGGUCGUCUCACCAGAACUGGAAGGCGAUCAAAGCAUUUUGCGACAAGAACAACUUGCUGUUUGUGCCCAGCGCCGGACCUGGUUAUGUGGACACCGCCGUCCGGCCGUGGAACAACCACAACACACGCAACCGGGUGAACGGGCGAUAUUACGAGACCUCUUUGCAGGCGGUGAUGUCCGUAAGGCCUGAUAUCAUCACAGUGACGUCGUUUAAUGAGUGGCACGAAGGAACUCAGAUUGAGAGGGCCGUGCCUAAGAAGACUGUGGCCCGUCUGUAUUUGGACUACAAGCCCCAUCAGCCGGACCACUAUCUGGAGCUCACCAGGAAGUGGGCAGAACAUUUCAGGAAGGAGAAAGAGCAGUGGCUAAUGUGAGCGGACCUCGUAACGUCGUACCAUUGUUGAGUUUUUAUGUUAUUGUUGUUAUCAGUGUUACCGAUUACUGUUUUUUCAAUUUAUGCAUACAUUUUAAGGGCAACUGAUUAGCAAGGACGAGACACCUUCUUGCUUUCACUCGGUCUAUUUAUAAACAACUGAUUUACUCUCAGUUUUCUUGCAGACGGAUUUCUUUCAAGAAUCUUCAUAAUAUAAAAAAUAGAAAAAAAAUAAAAUAAAACAAUGAUUGAGAUCUGUCUAAAAAUGAAAGUUGUUAUUUGCUGAAAAUCACUUUGCAUUUGUCCAUUCUCAUUCAUUCCAGUGCAUAUUAAUACAUGGGACAUCCCAAAAUAUGUGUGCCAUCGCUGACAUCAAACCUGGCACGAAAUGUCUUGAUGUGCCAUAAUUGAGCGGAUAUGACUGUAAACUCAAAGUUAGCACACAGUUUUUAUGGUAUGCUUUAAUGGGUUUUGUUAUUAAUGUAUUUUUUUUUUCUUUUUCGUUUUACUUUGUCAUUUUUGGACCUAAGCAGCAUCUAUCCUCACUCCCUGUCAUCAUAUGGAGAAGAGAAGUGUGAACAUUGUGCUAUACGCCUCCUUUUGUGUUCAGAGUGUGUUUUGGGAGUACAUAGGAUUGAGUGAACUUGUAAUUUUUCUUUUCUUUUAACAUUAGACAUUGCAUCUGACUUUUGUUCGCAGCAACAGUGUGGCCUCAGUAUUUAAAGACUAUAUCUUUGUUGUGUGAUUGGAUGACAUAGAAAUAGUUGGUGGUUGUGUAUAUAGAUGGUUUGAAUAAUGGCUGAUUUAUUACGUUAAUCCCAAUUAUGCAUAUUGUCACUCACAUUUAUUAUUAAACAAUAAAAGUAAAUCAACUAUUUUGUUAA